AUGUCACGGAAAGGAUGGGGCAAAGGGAGGUGGGGAUACCCCCCUCGCUUCCGCAGAUAUUUUUCCAAUCGCCCAUGUCACACUUGGCCUCCUCUACUACACACUCCGCUUUUCAUCACAUUCCUCACAGGAGUGGCUGUCAGCGAAAUUCAACAUGCAAAGAUGACCCCCUCUCUCGCGAAGGCCUCAGAAUUGCCCUCACCUUUUUCAUCUCACAACCCCACGCCCCUUUCAUCAGACCCUUCGGCGCCCGUCUCGCUCUUCCAGGCAUUGCAAACCAUCUCCGACCUUCUCAACGCGUCCGUCUUGAAAACUGAAGCCAUCUUCGCUUUUGCCCUCAACGAAUCCGUCCGGCGCCACUUGAUCACUCCAUGCCGCAAGCGACUUUACCAGUCUUGCCAACAGCCCUACUACCAACCCGCUCUCGAUUCCCCUUACGACGAGCGAGCAGCUGCAGCAUGCGUCCAUCAAUUGCUCUGCAAAAUUUUGUUAUCCGCUCCACCGCUGUCCUUUCCGCAAGCUUUGGAUGAAAUUCAACGCACUGUCACGCCUCUUCCGCCGACAGACCUUGCUUUUCAAGUCCUCAGCAAAAUAUGGAACGACCUAGUCGUUCUGUUGCGCAGUCACAUCCAUCAAUGGUUCACCGCUGCCAUUGUCGAGGAUCCCCUGCAUCAAUUUUUCAUUUCUGAGGAGUCCGAGCCUGCUGUCGUACCGGCUCGGCUUCCGCAGUUUAUCAGCCCCGCCGUAGCAAACCGAUUGUUGUUCGUUGGUAACGUUCGCAAGUGCCGUAUUGUUAUCGCAAAAGAGCGUCGCGAACCACUGGAUAACCCCGGCAACAUCGGUGCGCUUGGUGAAAUUCUAACCAACCCUAUCUCGGCAGAACUCGAAAUCGAAGCAGCGAGUUUCAGGUGGAGGGAAGAAGCUGCAGAACGCUUAUCACAAAUGCUUCCAUUCCGCCGCAUACGCAAUCGCAUCAUCCUGCUCAGACAAUACCUUUUACUAGGGGAUUCCGCGUUUUGGAGAUCGUUUUUUGACGAGCUGCGUGCGAAACCGUCUCUACUUACAAGCAGGGAUCUUGAGCCACGCGAGAGACAACACGUCGAACGAUCAAUUUCGGAAAUCCUUUCCUACACGUUCGACGACUUUGUCAAUGAGAAUGCUGCGCUGGCUGAAAAGUCUCCGCACUGGGACUCAAUUUUAAAAUUGCAUGUCACCGCGGCCGGUGAUAUCGUGCCACAAUUUACGCUUGGUUUCGCUGAGAGUCGAGUCCUGGCGUCGAAGGCAUCUGUUUACUGUGACGUGUUUGCAAUAGCAUUUAACGUGAGACGCGUCGGCUGCGAAUUACGCGAUACAUAUGCUAAUAUUAAGCUUUUGGAACAUCAGCUGAAAAAAUCCUCUUCGCUGAAAAUCCGACGCGAGAGGACCGCAUGUCUUGUCCGGACCCGUGAACUGCGCCGACGGAUGGCUAUCUUUCUUGGAGGAUUCGAGUGGUACUUGCAGGUCGAAGUACUCCAACCGAAGAUUAACAGACUCCUCACUUUAUUAGACAAUCAUCUACGAGAAAACACGCAACCCUCGCCUCCUCGAAAACCGUUUUUCGAUGUCAUAUAUUCGACCCACGAAGCCCUAAUGGAUGACAUAUUCUCUCAGUGCUUCGUAGGUCAGAGCCAAAUCAAUGCAAGACUCAAUGGCAUCUUUGCAUCCUGCUUUAGUCUCAGCGACUUCGUGCAGGGGUUGACAGUUGAUGCGCUUCAACAAAACUCGUUUACGGAUACACUGCGUGCCUUUGAGCAAUCGUUCUCCCGAAAUGUAGGCCUGCUUGUGCGCUUACUAUCGCAUAUGCGACAAAAUGGAAAUGACGAGUGUGUGAUUCGAGUCCGGCUCGUGGUGAUCGAAACACUGCCAGUGGUUCAUCUGUAUUUUUUCUAUGUAUAA
Molecule: messenger RNA, 1935 nt
Organism: Chondrus crispus (carragheen)
Lineage: Eukaryota; Rhodophyta; Florideophyceae; Gigartinales; Gigartinaceae
Exons: 3
Coding region: 1-1935 (644 amino acids)
Biological process (GO): cytoplasmic microtubule organization; meiotic cell cycle; microtubule nucleation
Cellular component (GO): equatorial microtubule organizing center; centrosome; spindle pole
Molecular function (GO): gamma-tubulin binding; microtubule minus-end binding
Source: RefSeq, a predicted model, not a curated record